Loxodonta africana (African savanna elephant) is the source of this 3229-nucleotide messenger RNA. RefSeq names its product protein tyrosine phosphatase 4A2 (gene PTP4A2). The record is from RefSeq and is a predicted model, not a curated record. Gene Ontology annotation, cellular component: nucleus; cytoplasm. Bases 393 to 896 code for a protein of 167 amino acids. The transcript has 5 exons. NCBI's taxonomy places the organism in Eukaryota, Metazoa, Chordata, Mammalia, Proboscidea, Elephantidae. Gene Ontology annotation, molecular function: protein tyrosine phosphatase activity. Gene Ontology annotation, biological process: protein dephosphorylation.
UUAAUGACUCCAGUAAAAUUAAGCUUCAAGUAAACAAAGGUGGAAAGCGACCUACACUUUUAACUUGUCUCACUAGUGCCUAAAUGUAGUAAAGGCUGCUUAAGUUUUGUAUGUAGUUGGAUUUUUUUGGAGUCCGAAGGUAUCCAUCUACAGUCAUUGUGGCCCAAGUUGAAUUUGGAUUCGAGUGGAUUCUAAAUACUUCUGCUUAUCUGGAAGAGAGAAGCUUCUUAAGGAAUAAACAAGUUGAAUAGAGAAAACACUGAUCGAUAAUAGGCAUUCUAGUGGUCUUUUUGAUGUUUUCUGCUGUGAAACAUUUCAAGAUUUAUUGAUUUUUUUUUUUCAUUUCCCCCAUCACACUCACACACACGCACGCUCACUUUUUAUUUGCCAUAAUGAACCGUCCAGCCCCUGUGGAGAUCUCCUAUGAGAACAUGCGUUUUCUGAUAACUCACAACCCUACCAAUGCUACCCUCAACAAGUUCACAGAGGAACUUAAGAAGUAUGGAGUGACAACUUUGGUUCGAGUUUGUGAUGCUACGUAUGAUAAAGCUCCAGUUGAAAAAGAAGGAAUCCACGUUCUAGAUUGGCCAUUUGAUGAUGGAGCUCCACCCCCUAAUCAGAUAGUAGAUGAUUGGCUAAACCUAUUAAAAACCAAAUUUCGUGAAGAGCCAGGUUGCUGUGUUGCAGUGCAUUGUGUGGCAGGAUUAGGAAGGGCACCUGUGUUGGUUGCGCUUGCUUUGAUUGAGUGUGGAAUGAAGUAUGAAGAUGCAGUUCAGUUUAUAAGAGGAAAACGGCGGGGAGCAUUCAAUUCCAAACAGCUGCUUUACCUGGAGAAAUACCGACCUAAGAUGCGAUUACGCUUCAGAGAUACCAAUGGGCAUUGCUGUGUUCAGUAGAAAGAAGUGUAAACAAAGGCUGACUUGAUUGUGGCAUUUAGAGGGGGAACUCUUGGUACCUGGAAAUGUGAAUCUGGAAUCUUAACUGUGUCAUCAAAGUAGUGAUGGAUUCAGUACUUCUCAACCACUCUCUUAAUGAUUGGAUAAAAAGCAAACAAGAAAUCCUUCUGUAACGUAAAUAAAAUGUGUAAGAAAAGAAAAAGAGAAAGGAAAGAGGGAUUAAUUCAGCGAAGGAUGAUUUUGCUAGUGUUGGAGUUUGAAUUUCUGCCAGGAUUGAAUUAUUUCAAAAUCUUCUUUUUUUUAACUUUUACAAAAUAGGUCUCUAAGGAAAACCAGCAAAACAUUAGCCUGUGCAGAGCCAUCUGUUUGGGGAGCACGCUCUUCCACUAUGCUUGGCACAUAGAUCUCCCUGUGGCGGAAUUUCUUUUUUUUUUUUUUUUAAGUGGGGUUAUAUUUUUCCCCAUCUCUUCUUCUUUCUCCUUAGCCCUGCCCCCCUCCCCCCCGACCCCAUACAAGUUGUAAAUGGACUAGGAGAAGUCCUUGUUGCUGUAGAUGUGUGUGCAGUCUGGCAGCCUUAAGCCCGCUCGGGCACUUUUAGAAAAAAAAAAAAAAAAAGCAGUGGCAUAUAUGUUAUAUGAUCCAGGUGUUUUUAGUCUUCACUGAUGAUGGGGUAUUCACGUUAGUUUCUUUUUCUGAAAACCCUAUCCAACAUUAGGCAAGGUAGCCAAGAGCAUUCUUGUUUUGGUAAAUUAAAAAUUAGUGGGGAAAUAUUUUAAGAGAGGAGUCUCUUUUCUCCAGAACUUAGCUGAGUCAAAUUCUUCCCUUUUUCAACCAAUAAAGCUAAGUGGGUAUCUCAGAAACCUUUGUUUUCUGAAGGGAGGACUCCAGGUCAUCACUAAAGGAGUGUCCAGGCAGAGUUAGCACACUUUCUAUACCUCGUAGAAUUGUGGGCUGUAGCAUUUCUCUGAUUUUCUGUCUAACGUUGUCAGAGAAUGCUGGUAGUUCAAAUUUUUUAUUUAGGACUGAUUUAUACUCUGAGUUUUCAGAAACGGUCAAAGGAGUAGCAACAAAGACUCAAUAUUUUGGACCUGAGAAAUGCCUGUGAUGGGUAUUUUCCUUAUUGCCCCCUAUAUGUAUAGUUCAGCUUUACCACUGAUUGCCUUGUUACUUUCUUACUAGGUUCUUUUUGAGAUUUAAAAAAAAAAAAAAAAAAGAAAUCGCUGGCUCAAAACCAACAAUGCCUAGUGAGUAUGUGUCCACAGGCCAUAACAGGGUAGGAGAAAAACAUAGAGCAACCCAACGAGUAGCAAAGACACUGUGUUGCUUGUGAAGUGGUGUAGUAGUGUUUUUACAGUUUCUUUACUGGGUUAAAUGUGCUAAUCUAGACGCAUUGUUUUUCUGCCCCUUUGCAGGGGCAGUUGUGACUGGGCUGCAUUGACAAAACAAGUUGAGGGGCACCAUCAGGGGCUCUUGCACUCUUUUCACCUAAAUAUUACAUAUUAAUAGUGCUCUGUUUCUAAGGCUCUGAAUACAGGCUUAGGGUCGUCUUGUCCUGCUGGAAUUUGCUGUGCAGAGCCAUAAACUUCCCAUUUUUUUAAGGAUCAGCUAGGCCAGUAGGAAUGGACUGGGACCGUGUCUCACACUGAUGAUACCUCAGAUGUUGGCCGGCUAUGUGAACUGCCUAUUUCCUGUUGCCGGAGUUGUUUUGAUUUUAACUAAAUGCAAAUGUGUAGAUUUUCUUCUCCCCAUCCCAGAAAACAAAACAAAAUAAUGCUUUUUGAAAUUGUUUCUAGGAUUUUAAAGUGAAAAAUGAUGGUACUAUCCAAAAUUCCUUAUUUCAGAACAUGACAGUAGAUUCUUUUAACAUAGGCUAAAGAUCAAAAUGACAUACCCUCUAAGCUCUGAUGUCUAAUGUCUAUUGACUCCAAGAUUUUUGGUCAAUACCAUAACAAACCUUUUUCCUUUGACAUGCUCUGAUUUUUGUGGAGUUGGGGGAUGGUGUGUGUGUGUGUGUGCAGCGUCCAUCAGCAUCAGUGCCUGCCUGAGUUAGGAAAAUGACAUUCCUGGUUCUGUGUGAGAUGGGUGUAUAAAGCAACAUUAGACAUUAGCCCUCAUUUUUGUUUUAAAUUACAGACUAAUGUUAAUUGUUCUCAGAACUGGAUUUUUUUUUCCUCAAAAUUAAAAGUUUUUUUUCUUUUGGAUUUAAUGAAGUAUUGCUAGCUGAAGCCAGUUUGACAUGGUGAGAGAGAUGUCAGACUGAUGAGAGGUGUGCAGCCUGAUUUGAAACCAAACCCUGAACCCCUUUAAAGAACAAUAAAUCGUAUUUUACAUGC